Aspergillus terreus NIH2624 is the source of this 1038-nucleotide messenger RNA. RefSeq lists its product as uncharacterized. The transcript is spliced from 2 exons. The coding region runs from base 1 to 1038 and encodes 345 amino acids. The record is from RefSeq and is a predicted model, not a curated record. NCBI's taxonomy places the organism in Eukaryota, Fungi, Ascomycota, Eurotiomycetes, Eurotiales, Aspergillaceae.
AUGCUAUGUUCGGCGGCGGCUUUCUAUAAUUUAUAUUGCAAACCGUUCUUUUCUACUGUCACCGGUGGAGCUCCGCACUCUUCGCCGACAAGACCGAGUACAUCCUUGUCUUUCAUCGCUUGUCGCCGUGAGGUCAAGUCCACAAUGUUCGCUCGAUCCUCUGCCUUCCGGAUAUUUGCCCACCAAUGUCCUAAAACCUCCUCCCUGCCAGGCCUUCAGGGCUCGCUCCCAACCUGGCGAUACUUUACAUCGAGCGCGCCUCGAGCAAAAGCCGCAACGAAAGGCAAGAAGCAACAACCCAAGUCCGUGAAGCCUUCCACGCCAUCGAAAACCUAUUCUCCUCCAGAAGAAUCUCUUAAGUUUGCCGGCCGUCGCCCAGAAGGAUUUGGAAAGCUCGAACGGAAAGUCGCCAAGGAAGGAAAAGUGCUCCUCUUCAAGGCUCCGUCGCAUCGCAGCUACGUGCUAGGCGCCUACGGCAUUACGGCCUUUUGCUUCGCUUACUCUGUGUACAACUCCAAUGCUGUAUUCCGUGACCCCGUCGUGCCCCUGCCGAUGUGGCAGCAGGCUCUGUUUGGAGGUGUCUGCGUCAUGAUGAGCGUGAUGGGCACAGUGUUCCUGUUCAAGACGGGGAGAUUAAUUCGAACGGUGAAUGCGGUCAAUGUCAAUGGACAGACGUACCUCCGGUUUACCGUCCGGAGCAUGAUUCCCUUCAAGAAGCCAUAUGAAUUUGAUACUCUGCCUCGCCAAAUCGCUUUCUCCCGUCGGCUGGUCGUUACGCCCGAGACGAUGCACCGCAUGGAAAACCCUGGAAUCGCCCAGCCCGAGCAACCGGCGCGCACGAGCAUCUACAAGUUGCCAUUGACGAAAAUGAGCCAGAUUCUUUGGCGAGUGUUUCGAUCUGUGCGCCAGCUGUUCACCACGGAGGAUUUCAUUCUGUUGGAAGUUGAGGGCCAGAAGGGCGUGUUCCGUAUGGACUCUGGUGGCUAUGUUUCGGAGGACUUCCUGGUGGUCGGAAACCCAGUGAGCAUUGCUCGUUGA